ACACGAGCCCCGGAUGUCACUCAGCUAAUUUCUAUGCUGGAGAGGUACUUUCAUUCAGCCACAUGGCUACCUUGCGGUAACCGCAUAACUCAAAUAGGAGAACGCUGCUACCGCGGCCAGGCGCAACGUAGCACUUGUGCCUGCCUGAGAACUUUCAAGCUCUACUGUGGAUUAACAAUAUACAAGAUGUUCCUCCAAGAAGCAUGUCUCCUCUUGCUGUUGAGCUUUGGUACGUCUACGGCAAUAGAUCCCCGGCCCUUCUAUGUGUUCGGUAACAUGGCGAAUAGCUUAGAAGAUGUAGACAACUUCGUGGCGCGGGGUGCGAACGCUGUCGAGGCUGACCUCGAGUUUGCCUCCGACGGCACGGCCGAGGAGUUCUACCACGGUGGGCUCUGCGGCUGUGGGCGCGACUGUGAAAAAUCAGCACAAGCGAACACAUACCUAUCGUAUCUGAGGGACUCCGUCAAUGGUGGCAAGUUUGCUGACAAGCUGCAGCUUCUGUACAUCAACACAAAAACUUGGAGGCUUUCCCCUGGAGUGAAAUACCAGGCUGGCAUCAACCUCGCGAAUAAAUUGAUAGCUGAUCUUUGGAAUAAUGGCACGAUUCCGUCCGAGCACAUGCUGAACGUGAUCAUGUCCGUGUCUACAACGAUGGACAAGGAAAUCCUCUCGGGGGCGCUGGAUACCUUGAGACGGGCCUCAAGUUCUUCGCUCUUCCUGGACCACGUAGGCUUCGACAUCAGUGGAUACGAGUUGCUUAGCAUCAUCGCCGAUACAUACGAAGAGCUGGGCAUCCAUGGACAUCGCUGGCAGGGCGAUGGCGCCAAUAACUGCUUCAUCGACGUUUACGGGGAAGCGCGCACGAAAGCAGUGACGUCACGUCGAACGGAAGCGAACACGACGGCUGACUACGUGGACAAGGCGUACGUGUGGGCUGUCGACAAUGGAAAGACAAUGCGUCGAUUUCUGAGGCGCAAUAUUGAUGGCCUGAUGACUAACGUGCCAACAACCCUCCUGAGUGUUCUCGAAGAAGGCGAAUUCAAGUCGAAGUAUAGGCUUGCCACCACCCAGGAUAGUCCCUGGAAGCGCAUUUUGUGAACACCAGCCGUAUUUUUGCUCUUAGAAAACUGGAAGACGGGCCGCAUCUCCACCAUAAUAAAUACCUGAAAAACUUGGACUACACCCGUCAA
Molecule: messenger RNA, 1190 nt
Organism: Rhipicephalus microplus (southern cattle tick)
Lineage: Eukaryota; Metazoa; Arthropoda; Arachnida; Ixodida; Ixodidae
Product: dermonecrotic toxin SPH
Biological process (GO): lipid metabolic process
Molecular function (GO): phosphoric diester hydrolase activity
Source: RefSeq, a predicted model, not a curated record